This is a messenger RNA of Raphanus sativus (radish), 1173 nucleotides long. RefSeq lists its product as uncharacterized. The transcript is spliced from 10 exons. The coding region runs from base 34 to 966 and encodes 310 amino acids. Gene Ontology annotation, molecular function: acyltransferase activity, transferring groups other than amino-acyl groups. Lineage: Eukaryota; Viridiplantae; Streptophyta; Magnoliopsida; Brassicales; Brassicaceae. The record is from RefSeq and is a predicted model, not a curated record.
CAAUGUCUCUCUAUUGUUCAAAUAAAAAAUUCAAUGUCUCCCAGUUCGCCACGUACAACCCGCUUAUCGAGGUCAAAUUGCUUGCGACACGGAGAAGAUUUCUUCUUGGCAGCUGCGAUGUCGACGAUUUCAAUCCAUCGGACUGAGCUGCUUAGAAUCACGCACAAUCGCUCGCGAAUUUCUCGGCAGCGAUAUAGGAGAACUAUUCCAGCAUGGCGGAUGAUGAUCAAUUCGAGAUCUUCUGACGCGACUAAGAAGGACGAACUCUCUGUUAAGAUUCCUCAAGUUGAUCAAUUAAGACCUGAGGGUUUGAGAUUCGACCGUUUGCAGCCUCCUCCCGAGCCUGAGCAAGAUCGAUUGGAUUUUGGUAAAUUCGUAGCACGAGAAGCCAUUCUUGAUGAAGAAUACUGGACAGCAGCGUGGCUACGUGCAGAGAGUCACUGGGAAGAUCGUGACAAUGAAAGGUAUGUUGACAACUUCAAAAGGAAAUUUGCAGAUCAGGAGUUCAAUGCAAUAAAAAGAAGAUGCAAUGGGCUCCAAAGCCAGAAAUGUUCCUGUAUCGUUGCGGUAAAGAAGGAAGAGAAGCACAUUAAACGUUCUGUAAUCAAAAGUGUGGUUGGGACGCUAGAUUUGAACAUUCGUUUUUUCUUGCAAGGAGAGACCUUUCCUGGGGAAAAGGUGAAGUCUCAAUUGUUCUGCACCAUUAACCGGGAAGGUUCAAAUAGGUAUGGUUAUAUUGCUAAUCUAUGUGUUGCCAAAUCAGCACGCCGCCAGGGUAUUGCUUGCAACAUGUUACGUUUCGCUGUCGAAUCAGCCAGAUUGAGUGGAGUUGAGCAAGUAUAUGUUCAUGUACAUCGAAACAAUUUAGUUGCUCAAGAACUAUACCAGAAGACUGGUUUCGAGGUCGUUGAAAUGGGACAGUCUCAAUCAUCAGAUGAUACAUACUUGCUCCAGUACACAAGAUGACUCACAAGAAACGAUGCGUGUUGUCUCUUUUCCCUUUCUUUACUUUUUAUUUCGGAGAAUGGGAUAAUGGAACCAAAACGCAGAAAAGUGAUUAUUAAUAUGUUUGUAUCAUGUAAUGUCUAAAAAUGGAAUGUAUGUAGUAACUCAAAAUUUCAUGUACGAUUGUUGUGGAUAAAUUUACAUUAAGCUUUGGAUUGAAACCACGAA